AAGUUGGUGUCUUCGUGCUUGAGUUUUCCGUCCAGUGCUAUGCCUCGCCUCUCUCUGUUGUUGGCCAACAGGGGAAGGAGCUUGUAGUCCUUUUGGAGUGUCCCUCCCGCAGACACGGUGUCCCUGAACACAACAAAGUCUUUUGCUUACACGGACUGUUUUUAGGUCAUUGUCUUUGGGAUGAAACUCACCCAGAUUCAUCGAUGGCAACACAUUUGACGUAGCUGUCGUUGGAAUACAACACCACCGUGGACACCUGAUCCACUGGAGACACGCAUCCAUCAAAUUCUACAUCAUGAAGCAGUCCACCGCAGACUUUGCCCAAGAGCUAGGGUACCUAAAGGGGUGGAGCUAAGUGAAAAGGAGAGGAGCUAAAGCUUACCAGAGAGGACUACGUUCUUAACGUUCUUGCUGGAGCUGUUGGUGAUGUCAACGUGCACUCUGAUGGUCUCGCCAUGGUAAUAAAUCUGCAUGCAGAGCAACAGCAGAUGACACAAGGACUCCGCUGUGUUUGCGGUCACGCAGCAUUAGCCCACCUCUUUGUCCAGGCUGGCCCUCACAUUCAGCGGCUUGUCUGACAUGACAAAGUCACGUGUGAUUUCCAUAGACGGCGCCACCCCUUCGUUUUCUGGACUGUACUGCACCUUCCUGAUCAUCAGCUUCACGGAGCUCCUGAAGGGCAAGGCCAAGAUGGAAAUUAGUGGUGCUGUUAUAAGAGACGGUUUUAUAUGUGGACGCCACGCCACCAUCACCGUUUGUGUACUUUGGCAUCCUGGCUCUCGGCGCUGAACGCUUUGACCUCAAACUCCACGGCACAUUGCUGCAGAGACAAGGCAAAAGGAAUUCUAUUCUGGGAUGUGGUCAAAGUGGAGAACGCUGCUCCUCACUGGACCCUACAGAUUGGUAUCACCUUGCCAACGUCAUGCUGUGCUGGCUGGAGCGCCACCGAGCAUGGCAGGUUGUCGGGGAACUGCCACGGAACAGGUGUUAUUUUUAGCAGAUCUUCUUGAAGACCACAUUCUUGGGGCUCAUGUUGCUCUGCUCAGGUGGCGUCUGCAACCAGGUGGACAGAAAGUCAUAGUUGCCGUGACGACUUGUUUACAGUAUCCUUUGUGAGUGUGUGUGUAUGUGAGAUGCUGUCUGUCUAUGUUAAGUGUGGCACGACAGCGGAUAUUCCACUUGGGGACACUUAGUCUUGUCCACAUACAACAAAUGUUAACCUGGCCUGAGACAAUCACAGUGUGCCACCACUCACCUGGACGUACAAACACGAAGAUAAUGAUGUAGCAAGAGCACAAGCACAAAUGUUGGUGAUGCUGAAUCCAAUGGUAUGACGCAGCUGUCCCACCAUGACCACGCCCACACAUUGCUUUCCUGUGAAUGACAUCACUGAGUGGAUUGAAGCUGGUUCCUCCUCUGUCAGCACAACACGUUCAGAUUAGCCUCGAGGAUGCUCAGGAUGCCUCCGGUGCCGGCGAGCUUGGCCUUGGAUGUUUCGCUGGCAGAGCCGAUCUUGAUGCACUUGAGUCCGAGCAGGGAGAUGACCAUGGAGGCCAGGCCCAGCAGCAGGGACACAAUCAUCAGCGCCCGACACGCCUGCACGUGGCCUAAACAGCGAAAACCACAUUACAUGAUGCCUGAGUUGCACCAAAUGUGUACAUCUCAGGUAAGAAGAACAUCUUCAGCAUCCAGGUUGAGUCGACUUACCAGGCAGAGAGAGCAGUGACUCGAAGUCUCGACACUCAGCGAUGCCUGCACUGUUCUCGGCACAGGAGUGCCACAGGUUCUCAAACUGCCUCUGGGAGAUGAUGACGCUGCCCGACACGGUGGAGAUCUUCCAGUAAUCGUUAGCCAGGGACGCUCCUGUGAUCAGCCAGCUGACGAUGCACAUGAUGAAGCCGGUGGCCUCCACAGACGUCGACAUCGUGUCACUCAAACUCAGGUGGGCCCAAAAGAGAGACAAAAGAAACGAGGAUCUCACGGCAAACACCAGUGAAGGCGUUGGGGCAUCUGUGGAAAGAAGAAGACUUUGUCCUCUGACCGGGAUCGGGGGGCCAUAAAGUGCAGAACCCGCCCGCCACCCCAUGCAGUAUCGUUCAUCAUAGCAACAGCCACGCCCCAGUAACCUCAAAAUCCAUAUAUGGGCCCAAAAGAGAGAGCGAGCAAAAAAGCAAGAUGGCUCACCUGUGCCACGGAACCGUCAAGACUUCCAGAAGAAGUGCUGUUUCAUUAACAUCUUAAUGGAGGUCACUGUUCAUCAGAACCUUUUAUGACGAAUGUGAAACAAACCUGACCAAGCGUGUGAAUGUCCAUAUAGGGACAUCCUGGUCCGCCAUUUUGGUCAACCUCAUGUGACAUAGAACAUCAUCAUCACCAUCAAGCACUUUCUCUGUGUGUGUGUUUUAUAGUUUUAUGGUUGGCCACAGUCAAUGAUUUAUCCCGGCAUGAGUUCAAAGUUGAAUAUAGGUUUGAAUGAUUGGAAGCAGGGGCGCUGCUUGCCAUCAAGCAAUGCCGGCGACUUCUUGGGGCCCCAGCCUAGUUGGGGCGUCCCUGAGAGCUGCCAAACUUUUAAUUUCUACAGCAGUGGUGCUAUACAAAGCGUCCCCCUGUCACGUGUGAUUUUAAAUCAUCAGUGUCUCUGACAAGAACAGCAGUCACGCAUAGGACUCCCCCUAUUUGCAAAGAAAACACAGGGAAAUUACAGGACAUUGUUGCCUUCAGUGGCUGAUGUCAUAAUUGGAGGAAGCGAGGCGAAGGCGGAAGCAUUUUGACGCCUCGAGGGAAACAGCGACCGGUCCGACCGGCUCUGUAGAUCAGAAUCCAUCCUCAGCAUCUGGAUGCACCGGCUUUAAUCCGGGACAGCCUCCACUUUACAGUCAAGGAGAGGUUGUACGUUCUCACAGAGUAGUUCUCAUAGUGUAAACACAAUGGCGAUGACUUUACUUGAGCAUGUGACCUCUUUUGUUCUGAGGAUGACGGUUUUGCUCCACGUGGACCUGAUACACUAUGCCUUGAUGCUGCCACCGCCAAGUCAGGUGAGAAUGGAGUCCAUCAACAUGCGACACACUCUCAGCUGGCGACCCCUGCAGGUGUAUUGCAGUACUGCAGUACUCUACUCUGUGCAGUUCCAGGGUGAGUUUGAGCUGACGAUCCUGGAUGGGACAUGGCUGGACGUCUCAGAGUGCCAGAAUAUUCCACAAGCUCACUGUGACUUGACCUUAGACCUGGGUUCCGACUCGGACUACAACAUCCGCGUCCGAGCAGAGUGCCAGUCACGGAUGUCACCGUGGACCCAGCUCAGCCCGCCUUUCAACAGGAAGGACACUGUACUGACGGAGCCCCACAUGGUGGUUUCUGCAGCAGGCCACGCCCUCCUGAUGACCUUUGACGAGACCCCGCCCACAGCAUCCAUCAGUGUGAUGGUGUGGAAGCAGGGCGACGAGGCCCAGAUGUACAUCUACAACAUCUCAGCAGAGGAGACAGUUCUACACGUGGCCGCCCUGCAGGACGGGGAGGUGUACUGCAUCAGAGCUUGGAUGGUUUUGGAGCCGCGGAUCCAAAGUGGCAGCACCGAAAUUCACUGUGUGCCCAUAAAAGGUGCUCCCGUUCCCUGGAAGAGUCCCACCACUGUGGUGGUCACACUGCUUGUGAUGGCGUCUGUCCUCUUUGCUGUCUUCUGGGCCUUAAUCCACUGCCACCUCCGCGCCAACUGCCAGUGCCUCCACAAGGAGGUGCACAAGGAGGCACUGCCACGCUCUCUGAGACCCGACUGGCAUGUGGAAGCUGCCUUGAGCACGUACCCGACAGAGGUGUGUGCACAUGUGCAUCUGGUGCACAGUGGCAAACAGGGCCGCUUCAAACCAGUACCACUCCGAUGAGACCCUUAAUGACGUUUACUUUUAUGAAGAAAUUAGGCUUAUUUUUGGCUUGAUAUGAACCUUGUCUCAUACGUUCUUGAGAUGUUGAUGGGUAUUUCUGGGUAUUGCUCUGACACCAAACACAGACCAACUGGACUGAGAGGUAUUAUUCCUGAGCAGCUUCAGACUCUCUACAUGCAGUAGAGAUAUGUAAAGUUAGUUAAUUUGGGAAUCAUCUCAACAUUCAUGUGUUCAUAAAAGCAAAAGAGUCUUGGGUGGAUUUCAGGCAGAACCAAUGUUUAUUUGUGUGAAGGAAUGUGGGUCCAACCCGAUGUAAAUGGCUCUGCAGCCAAAGUGCACUUUAGUAGCGGGGUAGUAAGUGGAUGGGUCGACUUGGACUUUCAAAGUUAAGCCACUAGAACCUUCUCAUUUUGACCUUUUUGGCCCAAACAACAACAAAAAUACAAGUCACUCAAACAUAAAAAUAAAUUAAACAUUUUUAAAAAAU
Doryrhamphus excisus (bluestripe pipefish) is the source of this 4365-nucleotide messenger RNA. The record is from RefSeq and is a predicted model, not a curated record. NCBI's taxonomy places the organism in Eukaryota, Metazoa, Chordata, Actinopteri, Syngnathiformes, Syngnathidae.